Naegleria fowleri is the source of this 834-nucleotide messenger RNA. RefSeq lists its product as uncharacterized. Gene Ontology annotation, biological process: ubiquinone biosynthetic process. Gene Ontology annotation, molecular function: methyltransferase activity. The record is from RefSeq and is a predicted model, not a curated record. The coding region runs from base 1 to 834 and encodes 277 amino acids. Lineage: Eukaryota; Heterolobosea; Eutetramitea; Acrasida; Naegleriidae. The transcript has a single exon.
AUGAAUAACACAAAUAACUUAUCAGAGCAACAACAUCUACAAGACUCUGCCAAGACUACUCAUUUUGGCUUCAAAACUGUUCUCGAGGAAGAAAAGGAAAAACUUGUCGGAGGAGUGUUUCAUAAUGUAGCAAGUCGUUAUGAUAUCAUGAAUGAUUUGAUGAGUGGAAGUUUGCAUCGAGUUUGGAAAGACCAGCUCGUUCAAUAUUAUUACAAGCCUCAACCAGGAGGAACCUAUUUGGAUGUUGCUGGCGGUACAGGAGAUGUUGGAUUUCGAAUUGUGGAAGCGUUGAGAAGAGCAUCUGUGGAUUCUGGAGUCAAAAGCAAAGUUAUUAUUAGUGAUAUUAACCCUUCCAUGUUGCAAGUUGGUAAAGACAAUGCUUCCCGAUUGGGAUUAGCUGCAACAUCUCCCACUGUAGAUAUUGAAUGGUUGGAAGCCAAUGCUGAAGAUUUUACAGGAAAAAUUGAAAGCAAUUCAAUUGAUGGUUAUACUAUUUGUUUUGGUAUUAGAAAUUGCACACACAUUGAUAGGGUUUUGAGCGAGGCAUACCGUGUGUUAAAACCUGGAGGCUGUUUUUGCUGUUUGGAAUUCAGCGAGGUUCCUGAUAUGAUUAUUAGGUCUAUCUAUGAUUGGUAUAGCUUUAAUGUCAUUCCAAAGAUGGGAGAAAUUGUUGCAAAUGAUUACGAUUCAUAUCAAUAUCUUGUGGAGAGUAUUAGAAAAUUCCCUAAUCAAACUAAAUUCAAAGCAAUGAUUGAAGACGCAGGUUUCAAGAAUGUCAGGUAUACCAACUUGACAUUUGGAGUGGUGGCCAUUCACUCAGGCAUUAAACUCUAA